Amoebophrya sp. A25 is the source of this 1292-nucleotide messenger RNA. The record is from the annotation of a GenBank genome assembly. NCBI's taxonomy places the organism in Eukaryota, Dinophyceae, Syndiniales, Amoebophryaceae.
GCCUUCCUUGUAGUCCUUUAAAAUAGUUCAUUCUACUGUCCCUAUGUGCGCAUGUAGACCAUACUUGCUAUUAUCGCCGCCACCACCAGUAACGUCAUCCAUUGACCACUGUCGAUCUCCCUUAGACGAACAACAAGAUGCAAGCAUCAGGGGUUCAGCCUGGCGCGUCGUUUGGUGGCGCGACUGGAUCGAGUGCAGUGCCGACAGAUCCAUCUAACGGCACAAUGGCUGGCGCAUCCAUACCAGCACCAGGAACUGAUCAACAGCUAGCUGCCGUGCCUCCUGGUGGCGCUCUUCAACCGAUUGUGCAAUUGGAGGAGAGACAAAAUCGAACUGAAUCUAGCAUGAGCAGGAUGCAUGAGCAAGUGAUGUUUCUAGCCCAUAAGAUGGAUCGGCAUGAUUUCCAACUGGGGACUUUGACUGCGCAGACCAAUAAUCAGGUAUUGAAUAAUUUGAAACUACUACUGACUGGCGGUCGUAGCAUGCUCCUUGUUCAUGUUCAUCGUGUGUCGUUGUUGUGGAGAAAUCGCAAGCGCAUGUUGAGUUUGACUACCUACAAGUAGAAAAUCUGAAAGUAUUAACUCCACCCAAAUGAUAUUCCACAACAAUCAUCACCUCAUCAACCUCACCUCAGCGUGCCCAGCCGAUCAUCAUCCAGAACCACGCUAGCAGUAAUGUGGAGAACACUGCACCCCCAGCCCAGCCCUCUGGCGAUCCAGCCUUGACUGGACUGACGCUCUUUCUGGACAACAUGCUAUCCGACAUGCGUAGUUGGUGGAGAUCACCGUUGAAUCGGUUCUGCGUCUACUGUGCAGGAGGGCUAGGAAUGUACCUGCUGCAACAGCGCAUGCAACACUCGUGGCGAUUGGCGGAAAUACAAAGACGAAUCGAUGCCAAUAUCAUGCUCAAAAUGUCCCAGUGGCUGUCGAAAAAUAUGGACUAAGAUCAUCUUCUGGAAUAGUGAAGACAGACUGAGACUAUGUGCAUGAUCUUGCUGUUGAGCAUCAACUUCAACAAGAUAUUGACGCAAUUACAUGUCAGAGCAAUUUUUUGAUUUUCCUUCCUUCUGCAUGGCCGCCAUACAUUGGAGGUGGCAUUUGAUGCACAGAAGAACAAGAUGAAGUGCACUUGGCCACGCAACUUUCUUCACAUUGUAUCUCUACUUCUUCUUGUUGACGCAGAUAUUAAGAGGACUAGCUGAUCACAUGACGGACACGACGAUCCGAACACUGUCGGAUGAGCCUCUCUGUCCUCUGUACCAAAAGGGAAAGAAGUAGACUAAAAGUGUGUAC